This is a messenger RNA of Symbiodinium sp. CCMP2592, 1677 nucleotides long. The record is from the annotation of a GenBank genome assembly. Lineage: Eukaryota; Dinophyceae; Suessiales; Symbiodiniaceae.
AUGACAGAACGGUUGCAUCGCCAUGCUGACAAAUUCCACUCAAAGAGGCAGCGGCAGCAUGUGGUGCGGAAAUAUUUCCUAGCCCUGCGUGGCUUCGACAAAGCUGCGGCGCAGCAGCAUGCCGCCCAUGUGGCUGGAUGGCUAGCCUAUGGCCCCCAAGGCUAUUCUCCGAAUGAGGCCGAACUUCGGCUGCUAAGCAAGUUUCUGGACAGGCUCGGAAGCGGCAUCCUUCCUGCACGCUUGCAGCAGGUGCUGCCAGAUGUGCUGACAGUGUUGCAGUCGCCCGGAGCUCCGCGAGCCGACGAAACCUGGGCGCAGGCUGCGGAUGCUCUGAUGAGGAAGCUGAAGAAGUUCCGGUGCUGCCGGCAGGGACGGGCAGAUGGCCGGCGACCGGGGGAUGAACUCCGCAGCUCAGCCAAGGAAUCCACAGCUCAGCCUAUGGACCAAGAUGAAAGCCAAGGCCACCAGCAGACUGCCCCGAGAGGUGCAGAGACAACACAGAGCCAUCUGCAUCCAGCCCCCGAUAACUUGCAGCAGCUUUUCAGAAAGAAGGCUGAGUGGACGAACAUGCGUCCCACGGAGCGAGCGGAGUGCCUGCUCCGCGCAGAGGCUGUGGUCCUUUCCGAGCAGGAUAUGGUUCAGGGAAGGCUCUCCGAGGUCUUGCACCAGGUGGCCGCUGCCUUGGCCCCUCCUCGCAAAGCCACGUGGCAACUUGAUCCCCAAGACAACAAGACCGAGCAGGAUCUGCAAGAGAGUGGCCUUGAUACUUCUGACCCUUGCGGUGGGCUGCAGCGCCGCGCUCGGAAGUUGCUGCUUAAGGUCUUGCGGGCCUGGCGCACAAAUCAAUUUGAUUGCGGGUCCAUCCGUCACCUCUUGGAGCAUGUGAAGAGGCAGAUUCAAUGCUUCGAGGAGAAAGCGAACCAGCUCUGCUUCGCAGCAGCUGCCACCGCGUGGCUAGCCAUCCAAAGAGAAGUGCAGCUUUUGCUGCAAAGUGCGGAUGAGUUCGACGGGCUGCCAGUGCGUCGCAGGAAGCCGAGGUGCACAGAGUCCAAUUGGGUUGGCAACGGUGUGAAGAAGACGGCCAUGCUGACAGCAAUGCAGGAACUCGGUGGAAGGGCCACAUACAGACAGCUGUUGGAACAUGUGCGGAGGAACCCGCAUGUAUUCGGAAAUGCAGAUCACGGCACCAUCGAGCGCAGCUUGAAAAGCUUUCGUGCGCCGGCAUACUUCCAAGUGCGAGGCAAGGAGAACGGAGAAGAUGUUUUCGGCCUGGCCGCCCCUUGCCCCAAAGGUGUCCGACGACAGACACGCGGCUUCACAGCGCGGAUGAACGUCGGUACCUCAUGCUGCGUAGGUCCUCUGAGGUCGACUGCCGAGCAAGCGAGUAGGGACUAUCACCAGCUGCAGGAAUGGCGAUCUGAAAUGACAUCCGAAGCUCUUUUUCAGCACCUGCGCAACUGGCAAGGUGCGUACGUUGUCAGCUCAAAGCAUAGGCAUCAAGUUUGUGUCGCUGACAAGGAAAAGGCGAAGCAUCCGGAGUGGUAUCCUGAGUUGUCCUCCCACUCGUCGGACAAGCAGAUUGCCAGAGCGCUAUACAUGCCGGGGCCUGAGGGGUUAAGCACGAAGCUUCGAGACGGAACGACUCGAAAAGCGUGUGUCGAUAGGGCAUAUGCGUAG